Molecule: messenger RNA, 6815 nt
Organism: Chrysoperla carnea
Lineage: Eukaryota; Metazoa; Arthropoda; Insecta; Neuroptera; Chrysopidae
Gene: upSET
Product: inactive histone-lysine N-methyltransferase 2E
Exons: 15
Coding region: 354-6713 (2119 amino acids)
Molecular function (GO): protein binding
Source: RefSeq, a predicted model, not a curated record
AUUUAAAAAUGAUUGUGUUUACAUACAAUUUUUUCAAUUUAUAUUAUAAUUAUGUCAUUUACAGUGGAUAUUUCAUAGAUAAGAAAAUACCAGCCGUGUAGCAUUCGUGGAGAAAAAUUAAAAAAAUUGCGAAGGGAAAAAAUUCCCUUAUUAAAAAAGAAAUUCAAUAAAUAUUUUGUAAUUUAUUUGUCUCAGUUGUAUAAAAAACAUUUACAAAUUUGAGGGUAUUUACUGAAAGCGGUGUCAUUGUGGCUGACAUGCCAUGUGGCCGCUCUCUUUACCCAGUUGAAAAUCAUUCUCCACGUAAAGUAUUGGAGAAACAUAUAUAUGAAUAAAAUAGCAUCGUCAUCGUCAUGAGCACCAAGUCCACAAUUCCAGUCGAAAUUAAUAGUAUCAUUAAGUCAAGAUCACCGUCACCUUUAGAAACUCCAAAAACCAUGAGUUUAGUUGUUCAAUUAGGAACAUGCAACAAUAAUAUAAUAUCAAAUCAGCAAUCAUCACCAUUAGCUGCAACGGCCGUUGCAUCACCCAGUAAGACAGUACGUCAAUUUCCAACGUCACCCGAGCUAGUUGCAUCCGCUGCUGGUGGCCAUAACAACAAUGGCCACAGCAAUCACGUUGAUGUAAUCAAUAAUGCAAUACCAAUCCCACAACAAACAUCCCUAGUGGUCACCACAUCACAAUUCCAGACAGUUUACAAACGCUCAUUAUCAACUACAAAUCAACUGACAAAACAUUCAACAUCAUCUUCAGCAAUUGUCACAACGAAUGGAGGUCAACCAUCACAGCGUUUACAAACAUUGAAUGUUCAGCGAGCCGCUGCCGUGCAGUUAUCGCAUAUUGCUCCUCAAAGUAAAGUACAAGUAAUCAGUAACGUCGUUGUUCCGAAAAAUACGAAUUAUGUUCUAAAUAAAGCACCACCUCCUACAGUUCGUCAAAAUAACACAACAGUUGUCGGCAAUAAACAGGUAAUCACUAGUAGCGUUGUUACACAGCAACAACCAUCCGUAAAUCAUCGUACACUGAGUAAUGCUGGCGGUAACACAAUCAAAUCUCCUCAAAUAUUAAAUAAUUUUGCACUGCAAACAAAAUCACAAAAUUAUAUAACAGCAACUACAGUACAACCCCUGAAUAGCAAUCAACAGCAACGUGGAGGCGAAAAUAUACAGAAUAAUAAUCAAAAUCGAACAAUUACAAAAUUUACUUCACAGCCAACUCCACAAACUCAUGUGAUCAGUCGUGUAAUUGCACCAAUUACGAAAACACAACCGUUAAAGGUGAAUACUUCUUCAAUGGUUAUUCAACAACGACCUGGUGUUAAUUCAGGUAUUAAAACAUUACCACCACAAAUUUCACCACCCACCUUAAAUAAUAAUAAAAAUGUUCAAAAUUCACGCAUACAAAAUAAUAUAGUUGUACAACAACGUAGUGGGGGUAUUAAAACGAUACCACCACAGCGGUAUGGAAAAGCACCUCUUUCAAGUGCAUCAAAAAUUACGAGUAAUUCGUUAAAACAAAAUAAUUUUAUUGUGAAGAAUGCUAUCGUGCAACAGCAACAACCUAGACAAAAUUUGUUAUCGCCAAAAAGUAAACAUCAGCUGAUCGUACAACAAGCUCCAAAUCGACUAAACUCUGUGAAUUCGAAUAAUGUUGUUAAAUUUCAUGGACAAUAUGCACAAGAAACAAAUUCUCAGCAACAGCAAACAUCAGGAGCAUUACCUUCUGUAACAGUUGUUCGAACAGUGGCUAGUUACGAAGAUAAUAAUGUUCCCAGUAGUAUUGCAAAUACUUUAUUUUCACCGAACUCUGCAUCGAAUAAUCGUAAUUCGGUAACGAAUUCAAAUCAUGAUGAAUUAUCACAGGAAAGUUAUUUAUCUGAAGAUGAUGUGAUCAGUGAAGUACGUCCAGAUUAUUCAAAUUGUAAUAUAAACCCGGUAUUAUUUGAUCAUAAUUAUCAUCUGCCACCACCUGAUAGUCCGCCAGUAUCGCCAGUAGCAAAACCGCAUUUAUCACCUUUAGAAAGUUCGGAAAAUCAUCAUAGUCAUCAUCACCACGAAUCUAGUAAUUUAUCAGGAUUGAACGUGUCGCAAACUUCACCAAGCUUUUUACAAUAUGCAUCAAAACGACCUGGUGAAAUUCAAGAUGAUGAUGCAGGAUCAACCAUUAGUAGCGAUGCUGGCCGUGAAGUUGAACCUGAAGGAGAGGAAACAGAAACAGCACCAGAAGGCGAAGGAGAUGAAGAUAGUGUUACACGUUGCAUUUGUGAAUUUGAGCACGACGAUGGUUAUAUGAUAUGUUGCGACAAGUGCUUUGUUUGGCAACAUGUCGAUUGUAUGUUUAUCGAUCGAACCAACAUUCAAGAAGAAUACUUAUGUGAACGGUGUGAACCACGUCGAGUAGAUCGCCAACGUGCUCGAGCUAUUCAACUGCGUAAACGAGAAGAAAUAUUGAACAAUGGCAGUUCGAGUGAUACAUCAUCUGGAUCAUCGCUACUUGAGAACACUGGGCUAAAUAACAAUAUUCCCCCAAAUAAGAAACGUCCGAAUAACCUUGCUACACAUCCACAGGGUGCUGUUAUCGGCCAAACUCCACAAUCGGCUAUUGUUAAUCGUAAUAGAAAGAAUGACACAACACCUACUAGAAAUCAUCGACCAUUAUCAGCGUCACAACGUCGAUCCCGACGUGAUUUACAGCAACAAACAAGUUCACAGCGUAAUAAUUCAUCAUCAUCGGUGCGGAAAAAUUCAGCAGUAAAACGUCGCCAAGAAAGGAAAGUACAAUCUAAACGAAAAACUAAAACAAGACGUCAACAGAAAUCACAAGAUAAUAAUGAUGAAUCGCAAGAGUUUUGGGAUCGUAAUACUCGUGAAAAUUCAACGAAUUCAGUUGUACAGCUACGUCAAUGGAUUGAAAACUAUGAAGAAGCUGUUACUAAUCAUUAUUCUCCUGAAUUACGGGCGCGAAUUAUGAAAACUAAAGAUCAACAAAAUGCGGACUCGAAAGUGAACUUAAAUUCCUUGGUACAAGCUAGUGCAAAUGUACAUAAAUGUCGAACUAUACCCCAAGUGAACUUGGGUACAAAAAUACUUGUAUCCACAAUGUAUUUACCUCCAAAUACACCGAUUAUUGAAUUACGUGGUAAAUAUAUGUUAGGUUCACCUCAGCCUCCAGGUGGCCCUGGAGGAGGUAAUAAUGUAAUCGGAUCGAAUAGUUCAAAUGUUUUGGGACGUCAUCAUACAACCCAACGCCCUGGCCCAUUUUUAUUUUUCUACAAACUACCAAAAGAUGGUACCGAAGUGUGUGUAGAUACACGCACAUAUGGUAACGAUGCUCGAUUUGUACGGCGGAGUUGUAAACCGAACGCAGAAGUACGACACUGUAUUGAGAAAGGAACAUUACAUUUGUAUUUAGUUUCAUUGAAUGCCAUUGAAAAGAACACGGAGUUAACGAUUCGGCAUGAUACUUAUAAUGUGGGAUCCUCAACUUCGAAUAUUAUGUCAUGUGCUUGUAGUAAUCCGGAACAGUGCAGUGUAAAUACAACUACGCAACAACAACAAUCACCGGUAGUUACGUCCAAUGCGACAGCGGCAGUGGCAACUGCAAAUGUUAAAAGUAGUUCAGAAAAGAGUUCCUCGACAACGAUGGUGACGAGGAGAAGUAAUGGCGUUGUGCAUGAUUUGGUUGAAUUGGGUACACAAAGGAAAAGAAGAGGUCGCCGAACAACGUCUACGUCUGAACAAGAACUAACUUCACCAACAUCUUCAACGGUUGCUACAAAAGUUUCUCCCGUGAAUACCACUCCAAUUCCCCCACAACCUAUGUCUCCAAUUCCUGUUGUUGAACCAGUAGCUCAAUCAGCACCUACUCCAAUGGAUGUAGUUGUUUCACCUACACCACCACCACCACCACCACCAACACAACCAUCACCUGUUGUUUCUCCUGUACCUACACCUCCUGUGAUACAACCUCCUGUUGGAGGACCAACACGACGCAGUUCACUUAAUUCACGUGCAGUUGGAAAGAGUGAGGAAAAAAAUGAAAAUAUAACUCUUCCGACUAACGCUGCUGCUACACCUAGUGAAAAAACACAACAACGUGAAACAGAUAAAAAAGAUAAAAAGAAAAUGACACGUGAAGAACGAAAAAUGGAAGCUAUUAUGAAAGCUUUCGAACGAUUAGAAAAACAGGAACAACGAAAACAAGAGUCAAAAACACGACAAGCUCAUCGCAGAGAAUCAGACCCACCGUUAAUUGACCAUUCAAUAAAUGAAAUGCGUUCGAAACGUAAAAAGCGUAAAGGUCGAGCACGAACAAUUAGCACGAAUUCGUCAUCGAAUUUAAAUAUGUCAAUAAAACGUCGAACGCGGGUCAAUUCAACCGAUUCUUAUAUGACCUCUGGUGAUGAUAGUUCAUUAACUUCACCACCAUUACCAUCAUCGAGUCACGAUAACGAUGUAUCAAAUUCACGUAACAGUAUUGAUUCAGAGAUUAACAAUAAUCCAACAGUUGAUGGAACAACUAAUUCGAUUGAUAUUGAAACAGAAAAUCAAACAACUCGAAAUGACGAAGAAAUCUUAGAGAAAUCAUUCCAAGAUGUUCAACAUAUGAGUACAGAAGGACAUGCUGCUGGUUUAUUAUUAGCACUAGCCAAUGGUGGAGGUCAACUUAAUGAGGAUCAUUUAAAAUCACCAAUUCGGGAUCCAGAUACAUGUAGCAGUGCAGGCUCUGUACAAUCUUCACCAGGAACACCCGUAUCAUCUAAUUGUUUGUUAGUUGCAGCUGCUGUUGAACAAAUUACACCUGGAUUUAAAUUUCCAAAAACUAAAAAAGCAAUUAUGAACGAAUGGCUUAAUAAAUCACCAGAAUCAUCAGUUAGUCAAUUACCACAGCAAUCAACUGGUACUGUUGUCACGUCAAUACCUACAACUCUAACAUUACAAACCCAAACAACUUCGUCGUCUCGUCCAUUAGAGUUACAAACAACUUCGUUAUCUGUAUCACCUUUGACCACAUCAGAAGUAACAUCUUCAUCACCUUGUCGACAAUCACUAGCUACUCUUGUACAAGCUGCAAAUAUAUGUUCAUCAUCAACUGUUGCACAUCCAACGGGUGGAAAUGCGAAAAAGCGGUGGCUACGUCAGGCAAUUAGUGAGGAAUGUGAUUCACCGAAUAGUCGUCCAGAAUCUCCUCAUGCUCCUGAAAUGAUUGCACCACCUAAGAAACGAAGAUUAGCAAGGGAAUCAUUAUCAUCUGAACAAUCAUUUACACCACCUACAACACCAACAAGACCUAACAGUCUUAAUGUAAUGAAUGAAGAUUACGAAUGUGAUCAAAUAUUAGGAAAUGAUGAAGAAUAUUACGAAGAAACUACAGAACCAACAAAAAUGUUGGUUGACGAUAACAAUUCAACGCCACCCACACCAAUGAAUUCGUCCCCAAUAUCAUCACCAAAGAAAGCGGGUAAAAUUAGGAGCAAUAAUAUUCAAGAAAAUGGAUUUUCACCUUCACAACGGGAUGAUUUAAUAGAAUCACCUGUAGUUGAAAAAAAUGAUAAACGUCAUAGUACUGAAGAAUUAAUUCCACAAUCCACAACCACAGUACCAUUACCCCCGCCAAAUAAUAUCAGUUUGGAUCCACGAUUACGAUAUGAAAGUCCACAACACUGCUUGGGUAAAGUUGAGGAAACAUUACAAUUGCUGGAAUCAUGGACAUACACUCCAAAAACUACAGCUAAUGAAUCAAUUCCACCAGCAAAACGAAAGCUCUCUAUCUCAGAGUAUCGACAACGAAAACAACAAGUUGGCAGCGGUGGAACCACACCUUGCAGUGAUAAAGGCUUUUCAGAAUCAACAUCAUCAUCAUCAAUAAAUACUGGUGUAUCAAUAAGCGUAUCUGAUAUAACUAGCAGUAUAAGUACACCAGAAUCACCACGUCCAAUUGCACGAACACGUACGAAUAGUGCAAGUAGUGCAACGUCGUCGUUGUCAUCUGAUGAUGAUAUCCAAAAAGAUACAACACAGUUGGUUUUGGAUUUACCAGAAAAAGAUAAAAGUAUUAUAAGUGUAGCACCUGCUUUUAAUUCAGCACCGACACAUCUGGAACGACAACGUGAAAAUUUAACAGCCCGGUUAAAACGUGAAUUUGGACUGUUUGUACCAGAAGAUGACGAAAGUAAAAAAAAUAUUACAAUUGGGGGUGAAACUUCAUUAUUGGGACAACGUUUAUCUUUAAGAACAAGUUCAUUUUUAACAACACCACCAUUGAGUACUAAUGAAGAAUCAUCUGUUACACGAUCCACUGGUAUUCCACCUUCUAUUAUUACUGAAUCAACUGAAAAUAGUAAUUCGGCUACCUUAACAGUACCUCCUGCAUCGACAGCUAUAUCUGUUGAUAUACCUUCAAAAGUUUUGGAACCAACAACUGCUUCUACGUAUUUAUCGAGCACUGAUACGUCUCAUUUGUAUCCAACGCCAUCUGUAAUACCAAAUGGUGCUGCUACUUUUUCUGGCAAGAAUGCUGUGGUUCCAUCAAUGAAUUUUAUAACGCCAUUUGAUAAUCCUGUUUAUCCGAAUACUACAUAUUAUACUGGAUUUCCUACAGGUAAAACUUCGUACCUGAAUAAUGAGACUCCAAACUCAGCAACAUCAAAUGCUGAUACUAGUAUUCCAACAACAUACUCGUAUUUAAAAUCAUCUGCUGUUGCUCGCAAAUAAAUUUGGGGUUUGCAAUAAAACAAAAAAAAAUUUUAGUAGCACUUAAAAGUAAGUGUGACGUGUGAUGAUGUGUGAUCUUAAAAAGAAAUUUCGUGUAUAAAC